GACUCUUUGUUUCCUUCUCCCGCAGCCCUAGAAGUUUUUCCCCUCUCUAUCCUCCGUAGCGAAACCCUAGCCGCCACGCCAAAACCAAAUCCCGCCGCGCCCGAAAUUUCCCGGCUCCCGGCGGGCUACUCGCCGCGAAUCGAUCGAUUUCGAGCGAUUCGCGGUCGAUUAGGCCGGCCCCGCCGCCAAUCCUUGUGAUCUCUCGGCGGGGUAGAGCGCGGUCGCCCGUCGGCCAUGUCGAGGUGCUUCCCCUACCCGCCGCCGGGGUACGUGCGAAACCCCGUGGCCGUUGCCGAGGCGGAGACGACCGCUAAGCUCCAGAAAGAAAGGGAAAAGGCCGAAAAGAAGAAAGAGAAACGGAGUGACAAGAAAGCUCUCCUGCAUGGUGAGACGUCUAAGCAUUCAAAGCACAGCCAUAAGAAGAGAAAGCAUGAAGAUGUCAGCACUGUUGGUAAGGAGACCAAAAAGGUUUCCAGUGAAUCGGUUGAGCAGUUGGAGAAGAGUGGACUCUCAGAGGAGCUUGGUGCUCCUUGUUUUAUACAAACAGUGCGUGACUCUCCUGAGAGCUCGCAGGACAGCAGCAAGAGAAGAAAGGUUGUGCUGCCCAGUCCUAGCCAAGCUAAGAAUGGUAACGUUGUGCGCAUCAAGAUUAAAAGUAAUCAAGAUUCUCAAGCAGCUGUAUUGGAGAAACCAAGGGUUCCUGAGCCACCAUUGGUCCAACAAAUGAGAUCAAGUUCCCUGUUGAGCAAGCAAAAUUCAAUCCAGCAUCACAAUAAAGUAAAUGGGAGAUCUGCAGCUGCACAGCAAAGGAUCAAUGGCGAUUCUCAAGCAGUACAAAAACGAUCAGUUACGGAACCCCCUGCAAAGGUCAUGCAGAGAGUUGUACAGCAGCCGGCAGUGAAGAUCACGCAGCCGGUUGAUCCCCAGUUAUCUGUGAAGGCAGCAGUUGGAAGAUCUGACCUCCUACCUCCGAAGUCUUCGGGAAUCGUUGACCCUUUACCUGCGAGAUCUGUGGGAAGGUCUGAUCCUCAACCGGUCAAGAUGACGCAGAGAGUUCAACAUCCACCUGCCAAGAUUUUGCAGAAAGAUCUUCAGUUGCCAUCUGAGGAUAUUCAAAGAAAAAGCUAUGCGGUUAGUACAAAGGUGGCACCGAAGGAAUUCAGGUCUCCAGCCGUUGGACUGCCAGAAGCCCCACAGCUUCCCCUUCUGCAAAAACCCAAGGACUUGUCUGUCCUUAAGCAGCAACAGGUGCCAGUCGCCUCUUUGCCCAAAGAAGAGCCUUGCACCUCUGGAAGGAAUGCAGAAUCUGCUCCAGUUCAGGAGCCGAAGCUGUCCCGGUCCGAUCGAAAGAAAAUCCGCAAGGCUGAAAAAAAAGAGAAGAAGUACAGAGAUCUGUUUGUUACCUGGAAUCCGGUUUCGGUAGAGAUGGGAUGUUCAGAUCUUGGUGAGCAAGACUGGCUGCUUGGCAGUACAAGGAACACUGAUGCCAGCAUGACCUGCAGAGCAAGUGAUUGUUCAGUACCGUUCCAAUCGAUGGAGCAGCAGCCUUCGUUGCAACCCAGGGCAACUCUUUUGCCAGACCUCCAUAUCUACCAGUUGCCAUAUGUUGUCCCAUUUUAAACGUCUGGUGAGGUAGAUGAGAAGUAGAAGAGAUUUGGGAGAGAGCUGUGUGGAUGUGGGAGAUAAUGGUUCCCUGCCGCAGUUUUCCAGCUCUGUUCCAGAGUGUUUCUUCGUUUCAGGACAGUUAUGUUAUGGCAAACUUACUGUAAUGUUGUUGAAUUCUUUUUCUCAUUUAUGUAAGCAGUUGAACUGCAAGUGACUUAUUUCUUGGCAGUUACUGUUGUAUGACACGAUGUAUCUGUUCUAUCCACAA
This is a messenger RNA of Setaria italica (foxtail millet), 1873 nucleotides long. RefSeq lists its product as uncharacterized. The record is from RefSeq and is a predicted model, not a curated record. The transcript is spliced from 3 exons. Bases 235 to 1620 code for a protein of 461 amino acids. NCBI's taxonomy places the organism in Eukaryota, Viridiplantae, Streptophyta, Magnoliopsida, Poales, Poaceae.